AAAAAAUAGGAAAUAAUGGAAGAAGGUAGGGUCGGUUGUAUUAAUGGUGUCCGAAGGGAAGAAAGAACUUUCCUUUGUUCCUUCUGAGAUGACCCAACAACUCAAAUCACACUCAAAACUUGUUUCUCUAUUUGGGUUUUGCUCAAUUCUUCUAACAAGCUGGACUUGAAAUUUUCUUCAUCAUCAUGCAAACUCCCGUGCUGGAUCCGCAAGAUCAGAGGGUUACUUCCAGCAUCGAGGAUUCCACUGCAAUGACUAUUGAAUUCCUGCGAGCAAGGUUGCUUUCUGAAAGGUCCAUCUCAAGAAGUGCCAGACAGAGAACUGAUGAACUGGAAAAAAGGGUUUUGGAAUUGGAGGAACAGCUUAGGACGGUAACCCUUCAGAGGAAGAUGGCUGAGAAGGCUACUGCAGAUGUUCUUGCCAUUUUGGAGGAUCGCGGGAUAAGUGAUCUAUCUGAAGAAUUAGAUUCAGGCUCAGACCUUGACAUUCCUUGUGAAUCUGGUGUUAGUAAUGAGUCUUCAAAUUCAAAGGAGGGUGAGGAGAGGUAUACGAGCUCGAAAGGGAGACACAACGGAUCAGAUGAACCGUAUGAUUCUCAUAUGGAUUCUACACCAGAAUUCAGUACAAGUUUGUCUUGGAAAGGACGUCAUGAUUCUCCCCGUUCUCUUGAAAAAUACAAGAGUUCUAAUAUGAGAAGGCAAAACAGUUUUUCACCUGUCAGUUCUUCUCCAAAGCAUAACCAAGGAAAGUCAUGUCGCAAGAUAAGACAUAGACAAAGCAGGUCAGUGGGGGAGGAAUCCAAAGAUAAGUCUGUCAAUGGUAACUUUCAAGAAAAUGAAUUUGUUUUCUCUUCCGAAGGAUAUCCAAAAUUAUCAGUUGCUGGGUCUAACAUUCCAAGAAUAGAAUCUAAAAUUCCAGAAGAGAAUGAAUCAGAGGUGAACCUAGUUAACAAAAAUCAUCAUGUAGAUAUAUAUGAUAAAGAGGACAUGGAAAAGGCACUUGAACACCAAGCCCGACUUAUUGACCGGUUUGAAGCAAUGGAGAAGGCUCAAAGACAAUGGGAAGAGAAAUUUAGAGAGAAUAACAGCAGCACAACACCGGAUUCAUGUGAUCCAGGCAAUCACUCAGAUAUGACAGAGGAUAAAGAGGAAAGCAAGGAUCAGAUCCUGUACUCUUCUAAGGCGGUCACAUCAAAUGCUCAAGAGGAUAAAUCAGAGCGCGGAAUUGUCAACUCAUCUGAAGAAAUAUUAAAAUCUGAGGCCAGAGACGUUAUGCCAAAAUCAUAUGACACAAGAGCUUACACCAACCAUAAUAACACAACUUUGCGCACUUCCGAUUUGCUUGGUCAAGAAAAUUCCCAUUCACCACUUAAUGGAAACCAAAACGAAAGAUCGGUAAAUCGUCAUUAUCAGUCUACUGAGACGAAACAAGAUGAUGCGCGUGGCCAUGGUUACCCUGGUUCCAAGCCAUCUUAUUCCUUUCCUACUGAUAGUCAGGGCGGUCUACACCAAAAUGAUGCUUCAAGAAACAAAAGUGACCGCUAUGCAUUGGUUUCUCGCGAAAAAUCUCAUGAAUUCAAUGGGGUACUUGAAUCACUUAAACAAGCUAAGAUAUCCCUACAACAGCAGCUCAAUAGGUUGCCACUGGUAGAGAGCAGUAAAGCCAUUACACCGUCUGCUAUUGUCGCUAAAAGUGAGGGUAGAUUUGACAUUCCUGUUGGAUUUUCUGGUCUCUUCAGAGUACCAACAGAUUUUACUGAUGAAGCAACUUCUAGAUUUGGUGUUCAUGAUUCAACUGGUGGAUUUGGUGCAAACUUUUAUCACAAUAAUAGAGGCAUAUCUAGAACUUAUGACGGUCAAUUUGUCACCAAGCCCUAUUACGGAACAACGAUGAGCUUAUCUGCAAAUGAUCAAUCUCACGGGACCCGAUACUUGGAAAAUGGACCGGUAUAUGAUUCUAUAAAGCCUCCGUUUGAUCCUUUUUCGAACGGAGGCCCACCCUACUCUGGUAAACAAAUGUAUCCCUCGUUUCCCAUCAAGCCAUCCUAUCAAAUGACAUCGCCGCAGAUGGAGUUUGGUGGUGAACUUUCAAGACCUUAUCCCGUCAAUCCAUCCUAUCAACUUACAUCGCCGCAGAUGGAAUUUGGUGGCGAACUUUCAAGACCUUAUCCCAUCAAUCCAUCCUAUCAAAUUACAUCGCCGCAGAUGGAAUUUGGUGGCGAACUUUCAAGACCCUAUUCAAGUAGAACAGCGGGGGUUCCUCUUGCUGAUCGGUUCUCAUUUAAUGGCGACCAUUUAAAAUGAACCAUGUAUAUAAUUCCAUUAGUUUGCUAGCAGCUUCAACCAUUGUGUUAAUGCGAUGGUGUUAUUGUCAUGUAUCAUGUAUGUAUCUUGCAGGUGAUGCUAUGUAUUGUAAUCAUAUUGCGUGCCACAUUCUGCGGCACUGAAAACUCUCUUUGUCAUCUAUCUAGUUCUAUUUUUAAUUCUUUUGUGAA
Trifolium pratense (red clover) is the source of this 2494-nucleotide messenger RNA. RefSeq lists its product as uncharacterized. NCBI's taxonomy places the organism in Eukaryota, Viridiplantae, Streptophyta, Magnoliopsida, Fabales, Fabaceae. The coding region runs from base 186 to 2303 and encodes 705 amino acids. The transcript is spliced from 5 exons. The record is from RefSeq and is a predicted model, not a curated record.